AAUCAGGCGCUUCUCUCGGCCGGAAGCCGUCUCCUCCUCCUCCUCCCGGUUGGCUGCUUGGGGCGGAACGUGCUGCCACUCACUCGCUCCAUCAAGACACAGCGGAAGAUGGCGGCCGAGCCCCCCAGCCGAGACCGGGUGCCGUACGCUCGGCCGCCGCUCUCCGCCCUCGCCGCUGCGCUGCUCCUGCUGGGCUGCAGCCCGGCCCCCGCCGCCGCCUCCAGCUGUCACCAUGGCGUUUCCAGCGGCGGAGAGGUUGUCUACAAAGUUUAUCUUAAGGAAAAUCAUGUUCUCAAGAGAAAUGUUGAUCAAAAACUGAGAAUUAAGACUAUAUAUGACAGAAGUGUCGAAGAUUUGCUCCUUGAGAAACGACACCUUAUAAAGAACAAACUUUUCCCCCAAGCUAUUUCUUAUUUGGAGAAGACUUUUCAAGUCCGCAAACCAACAGGUACUAUUUCACUAAGCAGGCAAUGUGCAACAAACCAGUAUUUAAGGAAGAAAGAUGACCCUCAUAGAUAUUGCCGAGGAGCCUGUGCAGAACACACAAGAUGUGGCCCAGUUAUAGUUCCCGAGGAACACUUACAGCAAUGUAGGGAAUGUAGUGAAAAUGAAUGGCAUUGUGGACCUGCUGGUUUACCAGACCAAGAAGGAGUUCGAGAUGCCGAUUUUGUACUUUAUGUUAGUGCUCUUACUACUGAAAGAUGUGGUCAGGAAAAUAUUAUUGCGUAUGCAGCCUACUGCCAACUGGAAGCAGAAAUGGACAGGCCAGUAGCAGGAUAUGCUAAUUUGUGUCCAAAUAUGAUUUCUACUCAAGCUCAGGAAUUUAUUGGCAUGCUCUCUACAGUGAAACAUGAAAUUAUUCAUGCACUGGGUUUCUCUGCUGGUCUGUUUGCAUUUUAUCAUGAUGAUGAUGGAAAUCCUUUGACAGCAAGAUAUGCAGAUGGGCUCCCACCUUUUAAUGACAGUCUAGGUUUGUAUCAAUGGAGCAACAAGGUUGUUGAUAAAGCAGUUAGGUUAUGGGAUAUACGAGGUAAUAGGAUGCUGCGCCAUGACGUAUUUCUUCUGGUAACACCUCGAGUAGUUGAAGAAGCUCGGAAACAUUUUGACUGUCCAAUUCUAGAGGGAAUGGAGCUUGAAAAUCAAGGUGGCAUGGGUACAAAGCUCAAUCACUGGGAAAAGCGAUUGUUGGAGAAUGAGGCAAUGACUGGAUCCCACACACAGAACAGGGUCUUCUCCCGGAUUACCUUAGCAUUAAUGGAGGAUACAGGCUGGUAUAAAGCCAAUUACAGCAUGGCAGAGAAAUUAGACUGGGGACGUGAUAAAGGCUGUGACUUUGUGAUGAAAAGCUGUAAAUUUUGGAUUGACCAAAAGAAAGAGAAGAGGCAAUCGGUGAGCCCAUACUGUGACACUCUGAGGAGUAAUCCACUGCAGUUAACUUGUAGACAGGACCAAAAGGCAGUAGCAGUGUGCAAUUUACAGAAAUUCCCAAAGCAGUUACCUCAGGAGUAUCAGUACUUUGACAGUCUUAAUGGAGUACCAUCAGAAGAUUUGCCUUAUUAUGGCGGCUCAGUAGAAAUUGCUGACUAUUGCCCCUUUAGUCAAGAAUUUAGUUGGCAUUUAAGUGGUGAAUUUCAACGCAGCUCAGAUUGUAGAAUAAAGGAAAAUCAGCCAGAUCCUUUCAAAAACUAUGGUGCAGAGAAAUAUGGACCAAACUCUGUGUGUCUCAUUCAGAAAUCAGCAUUUGUCAUGGCACAGUGCAGAAAAAAACUCUUUUACCCUGACUGGGGCAGUGGAUGUUAUCAGGUUUCUUGUUCUCCCAAAGGGCUGAAUGUUUGGGUCAAGGACACAGCAUACUUGUGCAGCCGCUCAGGUCAAGUGUUAACUGUUAGCAUUCAGAUGAAUGGAUGGGUACAUGCUGGAAAUCUAAUUUGUCCAGCUUGUUGGGACUUUUGUGAUUCCUGUCCCCCUGAACGGGAUCCUCCAGCUUCUAACAUAACAAGGGCAUUAUCAAUUGAUUUGUGCUCCUGUUCCUCCAGCCUGGUUGUAACUCUCUGGCUGUUGAUGGCUAACUUGAUCCCCUUGCUGGCAGGAUUUCUUCUGUGUGUAUGGAGUUAAGUGUGGGUAAAAAAGGUACUUACUCCAAGACUUCACCACCAUGCUGCAUUCGUCGGGUCAAGAGCGCUACCAUAGUGCAACAUCUUUGCAGACAGCAGUCUCACACUGAAUGACUCCCUUUUGAUCUAUCUCACUACGGCUUGUAGCCAAGAAGGUGCUGACAACAGCAGCUAGCUUUUAAGAGGAGACAAAGUUUACUAUAUUUUCUCAAUAAGUGCCAGUAUUUUGUGAAUUCAGACCUUUAAUUUUAAUAGUAACAACUUUUGAAGAUCAAAUGUGCUAGCUGCAUUAGGCAACUGGCAACGCAAUCAUUAGUGAUAUACAUGUGAAACCGUAAGAAUGCUUCUUGGAUUUUGUUUUGCUAAAUCCUCUGUGUAAGUGGUAGAAGGGUGUUUGGUUGUUUGUUUGUUUUGUUUUUUUUAGCAUCCUCAAACUGGAGAUAUACCUCAACGUUUCCGUAGUCAAAAGCCAUGUAAAAAAUCAGUUGCCAUUGCUGCUAGGAACCUAGGCUGAAAUGGGCUUUUACUAACUCUUGCCGUUUCAGCCACAUGCAGAGAGAGAGAGAGGCGCACACACACAGACACAUGCACAAACACACCCAAUUGAUAUUCUGGCAUUGCUUCCAAAAUACUGUCCCGUACUUUGAAACUUAUGAUGAAUUGAUGGUAUAUUUUUCAUGAAAUUGGUUUCUUUACAUUUAUUGAAAUAUUUUAGGAGUCCCACUUCAGCUUUUUGAAGCCCAUUCUCAUUUAAUGUGUGUCAGUUAUAUGAAAAUUGAUGCACUAAAUAUUUGAAACUUGCCAGGGUAACUUUAAGAAGGGGGAACACUGAUGCACUUUUGAUGGGGUGGUCAAAAUAUUUCACUUUACUACAGUAGUUUUUGUCCUUUACCUUCAAUACCAGUGUUCAGAUUGCAGGAUUGGAGUGAGGUGGGUGGUGGUGGUUGUUUUUAGACACUUUAUGGGUGUUCAGCAGUGAAGUAAUGAAGAGUUCUAUUCUGCAUAGAUAAUGUGAACACACAACACCUGUACUCUAAUUUGACUUUCCUUUGAGGGAAAAAUAAUAGUGAUGGCAACUGUAGUAAACAAAGACAAUGUUGACUAUUUUUAGGCCAAAACAAGACUAAUACACUAAGAAAACUAUAGACUGGCUCUUCUGAUGGACAUGCGGCUGAUCUCUAAAAUGAUACUGGAUAUGUGAAGAUUUAAAAUAUUGCUAUGAAAACAGCUGUUUUUUAAAACCAGUGCAUACUGUGCUAUAAAGAAGCACAGGUUAGCGGUGGACAAAAUCUACUAGAUUUAGGGAAAUGUGUAGAACUUCUGUCUCUACAGGAUGUCUGCUCCUGGGGACACUUAAAGAUGCAAACUUGCCCAUAUUUGACCCCUUUGGACUUACAAAUAAGUCUUGCUUGCCCUAUUCAGUUUGUUCAUGGUGAUAGUUCUGAUUCUCAGAAAACUGUUUCCAUUACAGAUGUGAGGGGGCAGGAGUGCCCAAUGUUUCCAGAAUAUACCAAGACGAGGAGGAUAAAUAUCUUUUUAACCUCCCUUUAAGUUGCUAUAAGGCAAUGGAUUUGUCAGGGACUUGCUCCCUCUUUGCAAGGAAAAAACAGUGGAGAUAUGGAAUAAAAACCCUUUGGUCACAGAUGAACUUGUUCUUUAAUAGGGAGAGUUUCCAUUAUGGUUAUAUGCAUGUUAAAGAAAAAUCUCUUUAUAUGGCUGCUGCAUUUUUUUUAACAUUAUCCUUGUAAAAAUAGGGUUUUUGUAAUGUGGCCAAUGUCACUGAACCCCCAAUUUGCUACACAAGUUAAAACUGCCUUAAGGAAUCACAACUGAGAAUCCUUUGCAUUGGGCUAGUUCCAAGUUAUACACGCUGCUUUAAAUUAUAUGAGGCCUAAAUUAGCUUUAAAUAUGUGUGUUUUAAAAAUUAAAAUAAAAUAAAAUAAAUAAAUAAAUAAAAAUGAGGGAUAAAAUGUUUUAAACACAUACAAAUCUGGAUUAAGACACUACAAAUAAUGAACAGACUGAUACAUUUUAAUAUAUACACAAUGCAAUGAUGGUGUGAAGUGGUUCCUUGAAAAUGCAUAAUACUUUGAGAAGAUUUCUUAGGCCCCAGAGGUUGAUAUUGUAUCUUUUGUCUGUCGUGCAAUAAUAGAAUUUAAGUAGCAUCACUCAACAAUGAUGCUUUUUAUACUUGAACAUUUUUCUUGAUUAUUUUUUUCUUAAUAAUGUAAAAUAUUUGCACUGUCUCAACUUUCUGAUUAACUUUAUAGCUGUUAAGCAUUUUUACCAGUGUUAAUUUAUUGCAUUUGACACUUGAUAUCCUGAUCUCCUGUCUGUACAAAUGUGAAACUUGCUAUCUUUGAAUGAAUAACCUUGUCUUCAACUGAACAGUUAUCUAUCCCAAUUGCUUAGUCUUUUCUCUGAGAAUUUUAGUGAAACAUGUAAGGUGACUUGAAAAGUCAGUGCUUUCUUACAUCUGAAUUGUGUACUAUAUAGUAAGUGAAAGUGGCCAUCAUGCAUUGUAGAGGGAGAACUCACCUACCUGUCAGAACUUCAAGGCAGACUUAACAGUACUCGCUGAGUAGCUGUUUUAAUGUAUCCGGUGAAGUAAAAAUAUAAUUGCCUUAAUAAUCUGAGAUUUCAGUCAUGAUUUCUGUGAGCACAUGCAAGCAGUGAAGAAUCCAGCUGUGAAUGGUAGAAUUGGAAGUGACUUCCUGAUUUUUGUAGAAAAAAUGUAUUUGAACAGGUUAAAUCAAACACUUGAUAUUUUUAUAUUAGUAAGCUAAUGACAGGUAGCCCCAUUGUAGUAACAAUGUGAUGGCUGAUAGAUGUAAUGAGGUCACCUUAAGGUGAGAGUGAAGGCUGUCAAUACAAUGGAAAUAUCCCUUUCCAUCUCAGAAGAAGUAAUUGAAUAAAACUGCCUACCUCAAUUUUCUAUACUGUCUUAAAUUUAAAUAUUCAACAUACUGUUAACUUCCAAAUCUCAAGCUGAAUAAGUAAAAACAUCUCAGGUUUUUAAGAGCAGAAUUAGAAUAGGAAGCGUAAGCCAUUUCAGAAUAUACAGCUGAAAGUCCUAGUUUAAACAAUCAUUUAGGCAGCCUUAAGUGUUGUCUACCUAACGAAAUUGUCAGUGUUGUUUUUCUAAAAUAACCUGCAGGAAGCUACUCUCGUUUCCUAGUUGCACUUAUUCUGUGAUGUACUUAUUAUUGCAUCGUGUGUGUAUUAUUUCCAGCUUUCUUCCUGGACUAGCAAAUAAGUUACUUGACUUGCUGUAGCUGUAUUUUCUUGAUUUAUAUAAUAUAUAGAAUAUUUAUUUUGUAAAAUACUACGUGUUUGCUUAUAGGGAAAAAAACUCUCAUUUCUCAAAGGUGUUUCACAAUUUUUUUCCUAGUUUUAAUCUAAAAUGGUAAUGGAAAGUUCAGGUGACCUAGAUUUGAGGAACACAAUAGUGGCAGUGGUCUCAAAGAAUUACAGGGAGAGAGGAUAGUUCUUGGUCAGACAAAUUGUAUGCAAUGAGCAAAAUGCUCCAAACAGCCAGGCAGUUCUGUUACUUCAGUGUUCUGCUCUCCUAAAUGAGCUGACUCCUGGGACUUCGGAGUCUGGAUCCAUUGCAGGAAUCUAAGGAGAAUUUUGCUCCAAUGUCUUACUUGACUGUUGGUACAAUGUAGUUUAUCUUUUUGAUGUGCACUAGUAAACUAGGAACAAAUAUCUAAUCUAAAAUCAUGUGUCAACUGUCCUUAUUUAGGAGGGACAGUGCCUAUUUUCAAAUAUUUUUUGUCCUGAAAUUUUUUCUACACUAAUGUAUCUCAGUGCAGCUGGAGAGGUAUAUGUUCGUUCUUCUCCAGUUCAUAUUUAUGUCAAGUUGGUGAACUGUGGCUGAGCAGGAUAAGGCCCUGACUCUGCAAAAUGAGAUGGAUGGGAUGUUGUGGGUGCAAGAGUCUGUAUGUAUAUAUCACUUUGCAAGGUUAGGGUUCGUGUGCAUACACUGAGUGGUACGUUUGUGUGGUGUAUAUAGUAUUGGGCCUAUGUGUACAAAUGUCACCUUUUUGAAAAAUAAAGCUUAUUCUGAAAAAAGAAUUAUUUUGGAUGAGAACUGACUGUGACCUUGAGUAUGUGUUUCCUAUUUUAGUACAGAAUAUAAAUAUACAGUACGUUUUACAAUGUUUGUUUUUGUGAUUGGAAUUGAGGAUUAAGGGCUAACUUUUGUUUGUGCUGUUGCGAGUAGAAGUUUUUGUUUAAAAGUGUUAGGUACUGCCAUCUUAAAAUAAUGAAACAAAUCCUUGUACAUCAAUAAACACUUGUCUAGAAAAUUGUA
Molecule: messenger RNA, 6429 nt
Organism: Chelonia mydas (Green sea turtle)
Lineage: Eukaryota; Metazoa; Chordata; Testudines; Cheloniidae
Gene: LMLN
Product: leishmanolysin like peptidase
Exons: 17
Coding region: 109-2115 (668 amino acids)
Biological process (GO): cell adhesion; proteolysis
Cellular component (GO): membrane; cytoplasm
Molecular function (GO): metalloendopeptidase activity
Source: RefSeq, a predicted model, not a curated record